GCAAAAUUGAUUGACAAAUUAGUUCCAUGUUUCAUGAAAAAAAAACUUUUAUUGAGUAUCUCAUUAGCCUUUGUUUACUUGCGAUAAUUUACCGUACAUCCGAUUAUUUAAAUUUUUUCAAUAACGGAAAGACUAAAUCAAUUUCAGUUAUACCUAUAUAAAGAACAUCCCCAUAUAUGUUGUUUAAGUUAUUUUUUUACAAGUAGUAUUUUGUUUUUAAUUAUGAAACUUGUUUUGUUUACCUUAUCAUGCUAUCUUGUUUAUUUAGAGGCGUUGAAAUGCGAAAUUGGACAAAAAAAUGGUGACAAAAUCAAGCAAGCAUUAAGUAAGUGCGUAAAGAAUAAUGAAACAUUAGAAAGAAUAUGGGAAAUGAGUGCAGCGCCAACUAGUUUUGAAUCGUCGGAAUCGUCAGAGGAAGAGAAGAUUCAAUCAGUGUCCAAAAAUUCUAAAUCUGAUAAGUCUUCUAGAAACAAACGUUCUAGUAAAAAAGAUGUUUCUACUUCUACCGAAAAAGAUGAUGAUUCCACGUCUGAUAAAGAUAAUGCAAAUGCAACUGAAGACACAAGAUCCACUGGAACAGACACAUCUCAAAAUUGUAUAAUCCAUUGUGUUCUAAAUCAAAUGGAAUUGGCUGAUUUAAAUGGAUUACCAGAUCAUUCUAAACUGGUAGAAAGACUUCUUAAAGAUGUCAAUGGAAGGGAGCUUCGAAAUUUUUUACAAGACACAGUUGAUGAAUGUUAUCAAGAAGUAAACGAUGAAGACAACUUGGACAUCUGUUCCUAUUCGAACAAACUGGUGAAAUGCCUGGCUGACAAAGGGAGAUCGAAUUGCUCUGAUUGGCCUGCUGGAUCUCUACCAUUUUGAACAAGCUGGACUCUUUGUAUAUAUGACAUUUGUUAAUAUUGGCAUUGUUAUUAAUAAUUUUGACUCGUUGGAUUUGUUAUGAUUAUGAUAUUUAAUAUAUUUAUGCAAGCAUAUCGUU
Messenger RNA from Psylliodes chrysocephalus, 982 nucleotides. The record is from the annotation of a GenBank genome assembly. Lineage: Eukaryota; Metazoa; Arthropoda; Insecta; Coleoptera; Chrysomelidae.